AUGGCCUCUGCCACUGAUAUACAAAGCAUAAUAUCUGCCGCCCUCCAGCAGCAAUCUCAACAGUUAGAAGCUCAACUUGCGGCUCGGGAUGAAGUUAUCUCCAAGCUUAUGGAGAAGGUAGAGCUUAAAGAAACAGAAGCUUCAUCCGCCUCAUCUCCGAAGCCGGAUAAGGGGAAGUCGGUCGUGAGGAACACUCAACCGAAGAGUUCCCCAACCAUCAAGCCCCGAGCAAGUACAAGCGGCAAAACCGGCUCGAAGUCCGCCACACCAACCAAGUCGAACCAGCUCACCCCUCGCCGGACCUCAUCUGGUAGCCAACCCAAACACGACAUCACUCCCGGCAACGGUUCCCCAAAAGUCAACCCGAUGCAAAUGAUUUCGCGGAACAUGCCUGAGUCAUUUGGCCUCACCAGAGAUGCUUUGUAUGUUCACAUAAAGCUCAUAUGGAAUCUUCUGGAGCAAAAGACAAUCCCAGGCCCCCCUCACCCCGAAACCAUCAAAGAGUUUACAGCCCGAUUUUCGAAUGCCGAUGAGAUUGAAAAAACGGCAAACGAUCCGGCUGGUGAAUCCCUCAUCCCUGUGAAGGAUGUUGUUACCUUCAAGGAUCUCCAGCUUGGGAGAAAGAAGGUCGGCAAAGGGUUGGUAAACCUGGAGGAAUUUUUUGUCAGCUAUACGAAGGCCAUUCUAGCUCAUCUUGGGAUACGCAGGUGGGCGCCAGACCUCGAAGAUUUGCCGGACUCACUUUACAACGAAGCUUGCCGCCAAGCUGCCCUCAAAUCCUUCCGCCAGGCCGCUGUUGGUGGUGUCUACGCCUACAUGAAUAUCAAUCCAAAGUACGCCACGGAUCUCGGGCUUCUGAUUCCUGCGUACAAUCACUAUGUCCACUUCUUGCAAAAAAACCGGUACAAUCGAGAGAAGAACCAGAGCGGCAAGUUCCGGAUGGACGAAGAGCGUAAAGUGAUUGCAAAGGCAAGAGAGCGACUUCGAGACAGUCGAUUGAAAUUCGCGCUCGCCCAGAAUCUCCCUAAGCGAUAUCAGAAGGUCAUAUCCGAUGUCAACUGCCAUAGCGAUGACGAAUACUGUCCGAAAACAAGAGUUUAUAUCAUUAAAACAUUGAAGUUUCGGUCACCCAACGCCACCAAGUUCUUCCGCCGACUCGAUGCCGCCAUCCUGACAUCUGAUGAACUGGACGGUAAACGUGUGCAGCGUCGCAGACGAGUUGCUCCAUCCACUCCGCACCCAUCCCUUUUCACCAAGCCUCCAAAAGGCCAACCGUUAGAUUUCUACCACGCCGAGUGGUUCAAUGACUUGUUACCUCAACAACGUAUGGAAAUUGCUAACACCCGUGAAGUCGCAUUUUUGCCUGACGCCUCCCAAUCGCUCAUGGGGAAGAAGCUGGCUUCAGAAAAGCUAUCUGACCGAAAGUUCACUCAGGAGUUCUUCGACCGACUCACGAAACCUUACGACCUCACCCAUGAGAUUGAAGAAAAUGCAGAUGAGGAAGAAACGUCCGAUGAAGAGAACGAUCCCUCUUUUGACCCGGAUGAAAUCGAUUUGACCCACUCUGCAAACGAGGAAGAAGAAGAGGAGGACGAGACAGAAGGAGACCGUGACUUUGUUGAUGACUCGAUGGGUACUUCUGGUCACCUCGAAGAAGAGGAGGAAGACGCGGUCAGCAACGGCGACGAGGAAGAACUCGCACGUGAAGCCCGUUACAAUGCAAUGGUGCUUGACGAGGAUGAGGAGCUCUAA
Molecule: messenger RNA, 1752 nt
Organism: Puccinia graminis f. sp. tritici CRL 75-36-700-3
Lineage: Eukaryota; Fungi; Basidiomycota; Pucciniomycetes; Pucciniales; Pucciniaceae
Exons: 3
Coding region: 1-1752 (583 amino acids)
Source: RefSeq, a predicted model, not a curated record